Molecule: messenger RNA, 791 nt
Organism: Acyrthosiphon pisum (pea aphid)
Lineage: Eukaryota; Metazoa; Arthropoda; Insecta; Hemiptera; Aphididae
Product: NTF2 export factor-like
Exons: 2
Coding region: 111-515 (134 amino acids)
Source: RefSeq, a predicted model, not a curated record
AUUGUUAUUAUUAUCGCUUUAUAAACAUCUUCUAUCGUCUGUUUUCCGGUUUGUCUAUUUUACAUAUUAUUUUGACUAUCGAAUCGUCUGGACAACUGGCAUAAAACAAUAUGAAUGACAUUUUGGAAAAUGAAGAAUCUACUGUAUUGAAAUUUGUUCAAGAUUUUUUCAAUAACUAUGAUAAAAACCGUCAUAUACUCCACACAUUGUUCCCAGAAGAUGGUACAUUUGUUGUGCUUGGCAACCGCAUGGUAGGCCAUUCAUCAAUUCAACAAGCUAUGUUAACAAUGGCUACAACAACUCAUCAACUCUUCAGCAUUGAUAUUAAUACUCUCGAGAUGCCACUACCAGAAAGAGUAUCAAUGUAUCAAGUACUAUGUGCAGGUGAAGUCGAGUUUGGAAGUGAUGCACAAAUACACGGAUUUACUGCUACUCUUUUAGUAUAUUUUCAGAGGCCCAAUGUUUUGAAUGUUGUAUCGUUUGACGAACGAUGUCAAUGGCCUAAAUUGUCCUAGUGUUUAAAUAAAUAAAUUUAUAAAAUACCAAAAAGAAUAAAAAUGUUUUUAAUUUAAUAAUAUUACACAUUUACAAUGGUUAUUUUGAUUUAUGAAGGAAAACAAUUAAUGAUUGUAAAUGAAAAAUAUGUUGAGCAUAGAAUAUGUAUAUAUGUAAUUGUGUAUAUAUGUACAGACAAUUGAAUCUUUUUCACUACAAAAUAUUAAAUUAUAAUAAUGAAGGACAUUCACACAUACUGAAUUCUCAAAAUAAUAUAUAAAUGGUUUCCAUGGUAA